Tigriopus californicus is the source of this 1346-nucleotide messenger RNA. RefSeq lists its product as uncharacterized. The coding region runs from base 222 to 1013 and encodes 263 amino acids. The transcript is spliced from 2 exons. NCBI's taxonomy places the organism in Eukaryota, Metazoa, Arthropoda, Copepoda, Harpacticoida, Harpacticidae. The record is from RefSeq and is a predicted model, not a curated record.
ACUUUCAGAAGAAACAUCAGUCAGCUGUUCAAUGUUUUCCCAUUUCUUUUACUCUUCAUGCUUGGCGUUAUUUUAAAUCAAAGCCAUUGCACGAUUUCUUUCUCAUCUGUGGCUUCCACCGCUCAUUGUGGUCAUCGUACACCAAAAAAGAGGCCCCUUGAGGCCUUUCUUCCAGCCAGGUUUUCCCCAUCCUCAACCAUUUUGCCUUGUUAAUAGCCAAGAUGGCUCGAAAAUGUGUCGUCCCCUUCUGCAAAUCGGGGUAUAAUCGUGGCAAACGGUCGAAAAGCCAAGGGCUUGUCAAGGUGGGAGUGUUCCAAUUUCCCGUGGAUCCAACUUUAAGAAAACAAUGGAUCGACGCCAUUCCACGAGAAAAUUGGGGUGUGAUGAAGCAUUCAGGGGUAUGUGCCUUGCACUUUUCUGCCCAGGAGGUGGUGUACGAUCGACUGGAUGGUUGUCCCUCGAGAGCCAGAAAACGGCCUGCCAAACGAUUAAGGCCUUCUUUGCGGAUAGGUGCCAUUCCCAAACUAUUUCCAACCUCAACAGCAUCGGCCCAAAUCUUGCUUCAGAAUCGUCAAGAUGGCGAUUCCUCCGACGCCGUCCGUCAAUUUGCUACUCUCGGAGAGUUUGACCAAAAGCUUGAAUUGAUAAGACAUGGUCUUCCAGGGGGUGUCAGGGAAUCGAAGGACAAGGAGGAGCACGUGUUUUAUAAGCUUAAACAUUGCCAUGGAAGACCUCCGAUGCUGCUCUACUCCUUCAUCAUAUGCAAAGGGUUUGACUUCACCAUCUGGCUCCGUAAUGCUCAGAUGUCUCAGAAGUUAAUGCCUAAUCUUCUCUCGGUGCCGAACAAAAUCACAAGGGUCAGUGAGGUGAAGUUUGUCUUGGAAUUUUUGGAAGACUUCUGUCGUAAAUUGGAUGUAACCAAAGGUGAUCAAUUCACGCGAUCAAUUGAUCUCAUGACUGAAGUUAUAGAAACGUGCUGCAAUGAUAAGGAACCUCAACUGUUCCUUCCAUGAGCUAAUUGAACUGCUAUUUCGCGAAUACUCCCUCAAUGUAUUGACAUCACCAUUGCUGUGGUAUAAGCGACGUCCCAAACUGGUUAUAUAAUAAGAAUUCAUUUGGCCAAAAGAUCACUGGGUGACAUUGAAAGCGAUCAUUUGGCUCUUCCUUCUAUAUUCCGUCAAAUAAUGUCCAAGACCAUGAAAUAACAACUCAAUUGAUAUUUUAUUCAUUGGCCCUCCUUAAUUUAAUUGGAUGCAUCAAGUUCAAAGGCUUUGAGGGUUUUGUUGUUUUUGGAUUUUUUGAAAUGAGGGCAAUCAAAUAACAUGAAGAAGGUGUUAUGACUAGUA